Messenger RNA from Colletotrichum chrysophilum, 2085 nucleotides. RefSeq lists its product as uncharacterized. Bases 1 to 2085 code for a protein of 694 amino acids. Gene Ontology annotation, molecular function: copper ion binding; quinone binding; primary methylamine oxidase activity. Lineage: Eukaryota; Fungi; Ascomycota; Sordariomycetes; Glomerellales; Glomerellaceae. The transcript is spliced from 2 exons. Gene Ontology annotation, biological process: amine metabolic process. The record is from RefSeq and is a predicted model, not a curated record.
AUGUUUGCAGACACCUCUUCGAUAGCCGGCUACACGAUCUUCCGGGAAGAUCCCAACGACGCCGCUCCAGACGUAUCCUCUCAGUCUUCAUCACAUCCUCUGGAUCAGCUAUCGAUUGAAGAGAUUCAGCGCGCUGCUAAACUCAUCAAAAUCCAUGCUGGCACCAAGGCCCUCAAGUUCAACUGUCUGACUCUGCGCGAACCCAAGAAGAAUGAGUACGCUGCCUUCAAGUCCGGCAACGGUCCUCGUCCGGACCGCCGCGCCUUCGCCAUCGUCAUCGAAAAGGGCACUUCGCAGGUCUCCGAGGUCGUCGUCAACCUGAAGACCUCCAAGGUCGAGCUCUGGAAGGAUAUCUUCGACGCCGCCCCCACCCUCACCUUGGAGGACCUCGACAUCUGCGAGUCCGUCACCCGACAGGAUCCUCGCGUCAUCCAGGCUUGCCGCGAAAUCGGUAUCUACGAUAUGUCGAAGGUCUUCAUUGACGCGUGGGCCAUUGGAUUCGAUCACCGCUGGGGCACUGAUCGCCGUCUUCAGCAGGGAAUCGUUUACUAUCGCAAUUCCCCUGAUGAUAACCAGUACGCCCACCCGCUUGACUUCUCAGUCGUCGUCGAUACCGAAAAGGCUGAAGUCCUGGCUGUCGAUAUCCGACUCGUGAAUGGCCAGCGGACCAAGGUCCCUCUGGAGGAGCAUAACUAUUUGCCCGAAUUCAUCGGCAAGGGUUACCAGAACAAGCUCAAGCCCAUCGAUAUCACUCAGCCCCAGGGUGUCUCGUUCCAAGUUCAUGGCAGCGAGCUGUUCUGGGCGGGACUGAAGAUGCAUGUUGGCUUCAACUACCGCGAGGGUAUUGUUCUUUCUGACGUCCGCAUUGACGACGAAGGGCGUGAGCGGAACCUGUUCAACCGCAUCAGCGUGGUCGAGAUGGUCGUUCCCUACGGAAACCCUGACCCUCCACACCACCGCAAGCACGCCUUCGACGUGGGCGAGUAUGGUACGGGCUUCAUGACCAACUCCCUUAAGCUUGGUUGUGAUUGCAAGGGCGUCAUCCACUACAUGGACGCCAUUAUGGCUGUGGGUACGGGAGAGGCAGCUAUCGUGAAGAAUGCCAUCUGUAUCCAUGAAGAAGACAACGGGCUUCUGUACAAGCAUACCGACUACCGUGACGGUACCGUUAUUUCCGCCCGCGACCGCAAGCUCAUCAUUUCCCAAAUCAUCACCGCUGCGAACUAUGAGUACUGCUUCUACCACACGUUCCUCCUGGACGGUACCUACAAGCUGGAAAUCAAACUUACGGGCAUGCUCAAUACCUAUUGCAUGCACCCCAGCGAGACCGCGGCACCGUUCGGCACGGAGGUGGCCCCGGCCAUCAACGCUCACAACCAUCAGCACAUCUUUUCCCUCCGCGUCGAUCCCGAGAUUGAUGGUCCGGGCAAUACUGUUGUGCAGAAUGACGCUGUCACCGCGGAUGAUCCCCUCGGCUCUUCUGGAAAUCUGUACGGCAACGGCUUCUACUGCAAGAAGACGCCCAUCCAGACUGCCUCUGGCCAUGAGUACAAGCACGAGACAGGCCGCUCUUGGGACAUCAUCAACCCCAGCAUCAUGAACCCCGUGGCGAAGAAGCCAGUCGCCUACAAGAUCCUCAACAACAAUUGCCCUGCCCUCCUCGCCAAGCCGGGAAGCAUGAUCUGGAAGCGUGCCGCCUUCGCCCGCAAGGCGCUGUGGGUUACCCCGUACAAGGACUAUGAACUGUUCCCCGCGGGUGACUAUGUGUGUCAGUCGAGCGGCGAAGAGGGGCACCCCUACAACGAGACCGUCGUCGACUGGGUGAACAGGAACGAGUCGGUUGAGAACACCGAUGUCGUCUGCUAUGUGCAGUUCGGCCUGACGCACUUCCCGCGCACUGAGGAUUUCCCCGUGAUGCCGGCCGAGCCCGUCGGCGUCAUGAUCAGGGCGUCCAACUUCUUCAAGAAGAACCCGGCGCUUUGGGUGCCUCCUUCGGUUGUGGCUGUCGACAAGACUUCCAAGAAUGCGUUCGCGAAGUCUGAGGCCGCUGAGUCUUGCUGCGGCAGCAGGGACAGCAAACUGUAG